UUAUAGUAAUUCAGUUUGAUGAAAAAGAUCUUAACCUAUUAAUGAAAGCUUUGAAAUAUUCUCAAAAAACAUAUAAGGUAUCUCUUGAAGUGAAAGAAGCAGCUAUCUGUAUAGAAACUGCUUUAAAUAAAUACAUAAGAGACUAUUCAUCAUAA
Molecule: messenger RNA, 155 nt
Organism: Funneliformis mosseae
Lineage: Eukaryota; Fungi; Glomeromycota; Glomeromycetes; Glomerales; Glomeraceae
Source: the annotation of a GenBank genome assembly